Molecule: messenger RNA, 2460 nt
Organism: Daucus carota subsp. sativus
Lineage: Eukaryota; Viridiplantae; Streptophyta; Magnoliopsida; Apiales; Apiaceae
Product: DEAD-box ATP-dependent RNA helicase 11
Exons: 7
Coding region: 279-2090 (603 amino acids)
Cellular component (GO): nucleus
Molecular function (GO): RNA helicase activity; ATP binding; RNA binding
Source: RefSeq, a predicted model, not a curated record
GUUUCCCCAAAUCUACUGGCUUUCCUAACAACAUUCUAGUGAGAGAAAAAGAUACAUAUAUCUAGAGAGAGAAAGCGUCCACUUUAAUUCAAAGAUAUUUCCCGAUCGCAUUACCAUCCCCUCUUAAUUAGGGUUUCUGAUUCCCCCAUUCUCUCUUCCAAAUCGCCUCCAUUGUGUUGAAUUGAGAAAUUUAUAUUGAUUUGGGAUUUUUGGGGGUUUUGUUUGGUGCUUGAAGGAUUUUAGAGAAGGAGAUUUUUCGGGUGGUUUGAUUUUUGAGAAUGCCUACUUCUUGGGCUGAUUCGGUUGAAAAUGCUGCUGCUGGGGGUACUGGUGGAGGCCGACCUGCAUAUGUUCCUCCGCAUCUUCGUAAUAGGCCACCUUCCUCUGAUUCGUCUGCUGCAGCAGUGCAGAGUGGGCCGAGUGGUGGAAAUGUUCCAUUAGGUGGGAAUCGCUGGUCUGCACCGAGGAAUGAGUUUAGCAGAUCAGGGUAUGGUGGUGGUGGUGGUGGUCGUUCAGGUGGUUGGAAUAAUAGGAUUGGUGGCUGGGAUCGUGGGAGGGAGCGUGAAGCUAAUCCAUUUGGGAAUGAUGAUGAGGUCGAGCCGGAUGUUGGGGAGCAGCAAAAUACAGGAAUAAAUUUUGAUGCUUAUGAGGAUAUUCCGGUGGAGACUAGUGGGGAUAAUGUGCCUCCUCCAGUGAAUACUUUUGCAGAUAUUGAUUUAGGUGAUGCACUUAAUAAAAAUAUUCAGAGGUGCAAGUAUGUCAAACCAACCCCCGUUCAACGACAUGCCAUACCAAUCUCUCUUGCUGGGCGGGAUUUGAUGGCUUGUGCCCAGACUGGGUCUGGCAAGACGGCUGCAUUCUGCUUCCCUAUUAUUAGUGGAAUAAUGACCGGCCAGUUUGCACAGAGGGCUCCACGUAUGCCGCGAAUGGCUUGUCCACUUGCUCUUAUCCUGUCUCCAACGAGGGAGCUAUCAUGCCAAAUUCAUGAAGAAGCAAGAAAGUUUUCAUAUCAAACUGGUGUCAAAGUUGUUGUUGCUUAUGGAGGUGCACCUAUUAACCAACAGCUCCGUGAACUGGAGAGGGGUGUUGACAUUCUUGUGGCAACUCCUGGACGGUUGGUAGACCUGCUGGAGAGAGCUAGAGUCUCAUUACAGAUGAUUAGAUAUUUAGCUCUGGAUGAGGCAGAUAGGAUGUUGGACAUGGGUUUUGAACCUCAAAUUAGGAAAAUUGUGCAACAAAUGGAUAUGCCUCCGCCUGGUAUGAGGCAGACAAUGUUGUUCAGUGCUACCUUCCCAAAAGAGAUACAGAGACUGGCCUCUGAUUUUCUAGCUAAUUACAUCUUUUUGGCUGUUGGAAGAGUUGGGUCAAGUACCGAUUUAAUUAUGCAACGAGUUGAAUAUGUUCAGGAGAGUGAUAAAAGAAGCCAUCUCAUGGACCUUCUCCAUGCACAGAGGGCAAAUGGCACUCAUGGAAAGCAAGCUCUCACGUUGGUGUUUGUGGAAACAAAGAAAGGAGCUGAUUCACUCGAAUAUUGGCUGUGUAGUAAUGGCUUUCCUGCUACUACUAUCCAUGGUGAUAGAUCACAGAUGGAAAGAGAACAAGCCUUGCGAUCAUUUAAAAGUGGUCAUACUCCAAUCUUGGUUGCUACAGAUGUUGCAGCACGGGGCCUUGACAUUCCGCAUGUUGCACACGUGGUCAAUUUUGAUCUUCCAAAUGAUAUUGAUGAUUAUGUACACCGUAUAGGACGAACUGGACGAGCCGGCAAGUCUGGUCUUGCUACUGCAUUUUUUAACGAGAAUAAUUCCAAUAUGGCUAGAUCUUUGUCAGAGUUGAUGCAAGAAGCAAAUCAAGAAGUUCCUGCAUGGCUUACUCGUUUUGCAGCCCGAGCUGUAUAUAGUGGAGGUAAGAAUCGUCGCGGUGGGGGAGGCCGUUUUGGUGGUCGUGAUUUUCGAAGAGACCCUACUUAUAACAGGGGUGGAGCGGACUAUUAUGGUGGUGGUGGUGGUGGUAAUAUGAGCAGCGGAUAUGGGGCACCAAGUGGGGGUUAUGGUGGAGCAUAUGGAUCAGGGGUGACAAGUGCUUGGGACUGAUUGCAUUAACUUUUUUGUCCUCUGCAUCUUUAUUGUCACAACUGGUUAAAGGCCCUCACGGUCUCACAAGGUCUGAAGGUUUUCGCUCAAAUGGGGGAAGAGGGGUUAGUUUAAUGCUGGUAGGCUGUGUAACAUACUACUGUCAGUAGGUUUUUUUAUUACCCUGUACCCUUGUUAGUCUCUGCCCACAUUUGAAUGUGGUUGGAUGUGAAAUAUGGAGGGGGGAGAUUAGGUUAUAUUGGUUGGUAGCAUUAGCUUGACAUUCCAUAGUUUCUAUUGUUUUAAAAGAACUUUGGCCCUUGACAAUUGUUGCAAACAAACUAUGAUUACUAUAGCGCAUUGACUGCAGUUUGAGGCGCCUUUACUUUGA